UGUUCCCUCCCUCAGUCUACUUUGCGACUUCGUUUUCCACAUACUCUCUCCUCUUCUUUCCACACCUCGUCCCCGGACCUCUCGUUAAUCUCCACCAAUGGCAAAAGAUCCAGUUCGUGUUCUUGUUACAGGAGCUGCAGGACAAAUAGGGUAUGCUCUUGUUCCCAUGAUUGCUAGAGGAGCAAUGCUGGGUCCUGAUCAACCUGUAAUUCUGCACAUGCUUGAUAUCCCACCUGCUGCAGAGGCCUUGAAUGGGGUGAAAAUGGAGUUGGUGGAUGCUGCAUUUCCACUUCUUAAAGGUGUUGUUGCUACAACCGAUGUUGUUGAGGCAUGCACUGGGGUAAAUGUCGCAGUCAUGGUUGGGGGUUUCCCAAGGAAAGAGGGAAUGGAAAGAAAGGAUGUGAUGUCAAAGAAUGUCUCCAUCUACAAGUCCCAAGCCUCUGCUCUGGAAAAGCAUGCAGCUGCAAACUGCAAGGUUUUGGUCGUUGCCAAUCCAGCAAACACUAACGCCUUGAUCCUGAAGGAGUUUGCACCUUCUAUCCCUGAAAAGAACAUAACUUGCUUGACGAGGUUGGACCAUAACAGGGCACUAGGACAAAUCUCUGAGAGAUUGAAUGUUCAUGUUGCUGAAGUUAAGAAUGUUAUUAUAUGGGGUAAUCAUUCUUCAACUCAGUACCCUGAUGUCAACCAUGCAAAGGUUGUAACACCUGGUGGAGAAAAGUCUGUGCGAGAACUUGUCGCUGAUGAUGGAUGGUUGAAUGGGGAGUUCAUCACCACUGUCCAACAACGUGGUGCUGCAAUUAUCAAAGCCCGAAAGCUAUCUAGUGCAUUGUCUGCUGCAAGUGCUGCUUGUGACCACAUACAUGAUUGGGUUCUUGGGACGCCAGAGGGAACCUGGGUUUCCAUGGGUGUGUACUCUGAUGGAUCAUAUAAUGUGCCUGCUGGCCUGAUCUAUUCAUUCCCCGUAACUUGUCGUAAUGGAGAAUGGACAAUUGUUCAAGGACUCUCAAUCGAUGAAUUCUCAAGGAAGAAAUUGGACUUGACAGCAGAGGAGCUCAGUGAAGAGAAAUCUCUUGCAUACUCGUGCCUUUCUUGAGUGCCAUCGUCCCUCAUCAUCAGGAGCUCAGUAAAAAGAGCUUAUGAAGUAGCUUCAGUUUUGAAAUAAGUCAUUUUGAAUUCUAUAAACAUUGUUGAUGAUGGAGAAGCUGCUUCUGUCUGUUUUUUUUCUGCCAUUUUUAUAGCUGUGUAAGAGACCUGAAUUUUUCACUCCUUAGAUGUCAUUGAUGAGUGCAGGCAUGCUUUUUUUUUUUUAAAUGAUAAAAUGAAACAGGAACAGGAAUGGUUAAUACCAGUGUUUUUAGUAGCUUUGGCUCUGUCUAAUUAA
Nelumbo nucifera (sacred lotus) is the source of this 1384-nucleotide messenger RNA. RefSeq names its product malate dehydrogenase-like. Gene Ontology annotation, molecular function: L-malate dehydrogenase (NAD+) activity. Gene Ontology annotation, biological process: malate metabolic process. The record is from RefSeq and is a predicted model, not a curated record. Lineage: Eukaryota; Viridiplantae; Streptophyta; Magnoliopsida; Proteales; Nelumbonaceae.